UGCCUUCUUGUUUUGUUUUGCUUUGGCUUUAGUUCCAGCAGACUUCGGAGCAUGCCCUCUUCUCCUGCUCGGUGGUCGAUGUCUUCACCCAACUCAACCAGAGUUUUGAGAUAAUCAAGAAACUGGAAUGCCCAGAUCCUGCCAUUGUGGCCCACUACAUGCGGCGCUUCGCCAAGACCAUCGGGAAGGUGCUGAUGCAGUACGCGGAGAUCGUCUCCAAGGGCUUCCAAGGCUUCUGCUCCAAAGAGAAGGUGGUAAGUCCUUCCACUCCACUUGUUCCCAGGCGUCAGGUGGGCAACGUCCUUCUGCUGCAAAGCUUGCAGGGGAAACCGCCUGGCGCUGCCGUGGUUGUGGCCUGGCGCACCUUUCAGCCAGUCUUGAUGGAGGCGCUUCGGUGUGGCUUGGUGUAUCAGCAACCGGCAUGUCCCUGAGAGAUCCUGGGGAGCUUCCCACAGGAUCCUGUUGAGAUCCUAUUGCCGACCGAUUUCCCCAAGCAGGCAAGCCACGGCCGCCUUGACCAGGUCUCUGUACAGACAGAGCAAAGCUGUUGCAGCUUGAAGGGAUUCAAAGCACCAGGCAGUAUCUCUCCCUGCUAGCAGGAAGGAGCAGGAGGCGGCGGCUGGAGCCUUAGCAUGCCCUCGGGAGAGGGGCGAAGGUCUUCCUGGCCUGGCCGAGGGUCCAUUGCCUCCCGUCCCCUUGUGAGCCAAGAGCCCCAGAAGACUGUUGUUCGUUUCUCCUGGCAGAAUCCUGCCCCCAGCCCUCCUGAGGGCACCGUGCCCUGGGGCGCACCUCUUCCCGAGUCCUCUCA
This is a messenger RNA of Pogona vitticeps (central bearded dragon), 808 nucleotides long. NCBI's taxonomy places the organism in Eukaryota, Metazoa, Chordata, Lepidosauria, Squamata, Agamidae. The record is from RefSeq and is a predicted model, not a curated record.